Messenger RNA from Drosophila sulfurigaster albostrigata, 2960 nucleotides. RefSeq names its product neurotrimin (gene DIP-epsilon). The record is from RefSeq and is a predicted model, not a curated record. Gene Ontology annotation, cellular component: neuron projection. The transcript is spliced from 9 exons. Bases 255 to 1619 code for a protein of 454 amino acids. Lineage: Eukaryota; Metazoa; Arthropoda; Insecta; Diptera; Drosophilidae.
CAAAAGUCAUUAAAAAAAAAUAAAACACCGCGAAUUGAAUGUGCAACAUUUAAAUAAAGCAAAACAUAAAUUGAACAACGCUUACGAUAUUCAAUUAAUAAACGAUAAAAAAUAUACAAAUAUACGCAUAAAAAAAGUGUUUUUUGCCGCGAUGAUAAAUGGUGCGCGUUGAUUGAAAUCAUUUUGAAAUAUUCACCAAGACAUUGACACAUUGUGGUAUCCAUUCGGUUUUUUUUUUUCUGGUCGGGGCAAACAUGUUGAACCAUCUCUACUUCGCCCUUCUCACAGUUCUCCUCACAUCCGAGACGAUGAGAACUCUAGCUCUGAGCAGCGAUGGCGGCGUGGGCAACGCUGCUGGUGGCGGAUCGACAGCCAAUAAUGUUAUUCUGGAAGAUCCGGAAUUCACGGAUGUCAUUGAUAACAUAACAGUACCCGCGGGACGUAAUGUCAAAUUGGCCUGUUCGGUGAAGAAUCUGGGCACGUAUAAGGUGGCGUGGAUGCACUUUGAGCAGUCGGCCAUUUUGACGGUUCACAAUCAUGUGAUAACGCGAAAUCCAAGGAUUAGCGUAACGCAUGAUAAGCACGACAAGCAUCGCACCUGGUUUCUGCACAUCAACAAUGUCCAGGAGGAGGACAUGGGGCGUUACAUGUGCCAAAUCAACACGGUGACGGCCAAAACCCAAUAUGGCUUUGUCAAAGUAGUCGUGCCACCAAACAUUGACGAUGCGCUGACCUCGAGUGAUGUGAUUGUACGCGAGGGCGACAAUGUUACACUGCGCUGCAAGGCGAAAGGCAGCCCGGAGCCGUCCAUCAAAUGGAAACGGGAUGACAACCAUAAAAUUGUCAUCAACAAAACGCUCGAAGUGAAUGACCUGGAGACGGACUCGUUGGAAUUGGAGCGCAUCUCGCGCCUCCACAUGGGCGCUUAUCUCUGCAUUGCCUCAAACGGUGUGCCGCCCAGCGUCUCCAAGCGCAUCAAAGUCAGCGUCGACUUUUCACCAAUGGUUUGGAUUCCACAUCAGCUGGUGGGGAUUCCCAUGGGUUUCAAUGUCACGCUCGAGUGCUUCAUCGAAGCAAAUCCCACAUCCCUCAAUUACUGGACGCGAGAGAAUGAGCAAAUGAUUACCGAGUCCACCAAGUACAAAACUGAAACGAUUCCGGGCAAUCCAUCGUAUAAGGCGACCAUGCGACUGACGAUAACCAAUGUGCAGAGCAGCGAUUAUGGCAACUACAAAUGCGUCGCCAAGAAUCCUCGUGGCGACAUGGACGGCAACAUAAAGCUCUACAUGUCUAGUCCACCGACCACACAACCACCGCCCACAACCACAACGUUGCGCACAACAACAACAACAGUGAACUUUCUCUACGAUGCCAACACACCCUUCAAUGGCUUCUCUGGCGGCGAUUUGCCCACAAACUCGGUGAUUGUGUAUGAUAAAUUGGGCAAUAAGUAUCAAUCGAAUUUAAAUGAGAUCGGAAAAUCUGAACAGAAACUCAUGGGCAGCAAUCCGGAUAGCUACGAUUGGUCCAAAGGUAAACGCAGUGGAGGCCAUGCACUGCGAUCCAUCUUCUGGCUUGCAAUGCUUCUCACUCUGCUAGCAAUUGAAUCACAUCAUUAGGACAAACAAGUAAAUGCAAGCUGUAUUAAUAAAGUGCCAUUACCAAAAACAAAGAAAAUUACAAAAACGCAACAGAGCAAAACUAACAACUCGCAGCACACACAUUGCAACAAUAAUAACAAUGAACAAACAAACAAUGAAUAAAAACAACAAAUACUUAAUUAAACAAUUUGCCAAUUGCAAUGUGGUUAAAUUUAGGUUCACUUCGUUUACCCAACCCCCAAGCGAAAACAAUGAGGAAAAACAAAUACAAGUGCUAGAUUUAUAAAAAUAAUAAAAUCAACCAUAACAGUUUAUGGCAAACAAGCGGCAGUAAAUUAAAUAACAACAUCUAAAAGCAGUGGACAACCGAAUGGCGAAUGCUCUUUCUAAAACUUAAAACAAUUUUAUUUAGGUCUGUGUUUUCUUUAUAAAUAAUUAUUGUUUAAUUAUAGGAUUCAAAGUGAAGCCUGAUUUCACUUAUUAUUUAUGUGUUUAACGUUUAAAAGUAUUGCAAAUUAAACUAAUUUUUUUUAUGUUUUUAAUGUCUAAUAAAUUUUUUGAUUAUAUGACGUUUUACUUUACUUGAUGAAUAGCAUGUAAUAGGCCAAUUAAUAAUGUAUUAAAAAUCAACUUUUGUUAAUAAGCUGCCACUUUCGGUUCGGUUUCAUUAGGCAUAAGUUUUUUGUGGUAUUCCUUUGCAUUAUUAUGCCAAAAGCUGUUGCGGAAAAGAGCAGUUGAAACAAAUUACCAAGCACAUCAAAUAAGAUUGAAUUGGAAAAUAAGAAGAAAAAAAACAACAACAAAAAUCCGAAUGCUGCCAAAUUGUUAAAAUACACAAAUACACCAACACCAACACACACACACACAAACGCAUAUGUAAAUAAUUAGAUAAACACUCACAAACACACACGGACACUUUUAUGUAUUCAUCAGACAGACUAUUGUAAAUUAUGUACUCGUUAUAAGCAUUAUAAUAACUUGCGAUAUAAUUUGUAUUAAAUUAGACAGCAUUAUGAAUAAUUUUGGAACUUGAAGUACGAGUAUCAUCAGCUCAAGGCGAGACACUAAUCAAAACGAAAACAAAAACGAAAACAAAAACAUAAACAAAACACUACAAUUAAACUGUUAAUCAACACGCAAUUAAUUUCAAAUAAAACACAAGUAUUUAUAUUUAACCACAAAACUAAGCUCACAUAUUCAAAUGGCAGCCUAAUUAAGGAUAAAACUAAACUAAACAUAAACUAUAUUAUAAACGAGUACGAUACAGACAUAACAUAAAUAUAUCAUAGGCUUUAGUUUGUGUUUCUAAUUGAUAAGAGUGAUAAUGUACAUUAAAUUAAAUUAAUCCCCCCACUAAAA